UGUAAUAAGUCUUUCACACAGAAAUAGCCUGAGGUGAGGAAGGUGCGCCCUUGCACUACACCACGAGUCUAUCGAUUCAUUUAUAGUCCCAAUGGCCUUUUAACGCUUUCUUGGAUGAGCAGGCUUAGCAGGGCUAUUAAAAUGACAGCCUUCUUUAGUCAAGUACAGCAAAAUGUCAGGCGUUUCACAUGAACGCCUCCGAUUGCCCCAUGACACAGGCAGCGAGACAAGCAAUUGUUCGUGGCUGAGGUAAAGCGUAGGACAGUCAUGUUUUUGUUACAAGCACAGUCCGGCUCCCUGUACAUUGAUGGCAAUUUCAUUAACACGAGAUUAGAGCAUAAGGAAAGAUGAGCCCGGCACACGGAGCCAAGUAGAAAGGCGAGCCGUUGCUAGCGGUACCACACGCACACAAGUUUGCUCGGACAGUCUGGGCUGAGCCCUCCCCUAAUAUAGGCCGCGGGGUGGGCCGGCCGCUGCCUUGAUUGACGGCUUCCCGGAGUGAUUUGCCCCCCACGUGAUCCGCAAAAGGGGCUGGGAGUAAAAGAAGAGUCCUGCUGGCUGCGCUCUCAUUAUAUUCCAAUAUUCAUUUUAGGAACCAGUUCCAUAGUAUCAUCUCCAUCUGCAAACUGCGUCCCGAGUCCCACUGAGCUUUUCCACAAAUUUCUGUCCAAGAUUGGCAGUCAAGAAUCAUGGACUGUUUUUCUAUGCCUUGUUUUCUGUCAGUGAGUAGACUUUCUGUUCAUUCUGUAUUUUUCAUCUCCCCCCUUGUGUACUUUGCCCGUAGCUGCCCUCCUGCAUAGGAACCCCACGGCUCUGGGUACUUACUGCUGAGGCUAUGGCAGGACCUGAGACAAUGUUGAGCCCCCCCGCAGCGCUCUAGGACAGAAGUGUGCUACACAUCUAGAACGGCAAGUCAGUCUUCUGCGCUCCAGGUGUUGGAGAACUACAAGUACCAACAUUCUUUGGCCAGAGACACCAUGAUUCCUGGUAACCGAAUGCUGAUGGUCAUUUUAUUAUGCCAAGUCCUGCUAGGAGGCACUAACCAUGCCAGCCUGAUACCUGAGACGGGCAAGAAGAAAGUAGUGGCCGAGAUUCAGGGAGGUAGAAGGUCCGCUCAGAGCAAUGAGCUCUUGCGGGAUUUCGAGGUGACGCUGCUGCAGAUGUUCGGCCUCCGCAAGCGGCCGCAGCCCAGUAAGGAUGUGGUGGUGCCCGCGUAUAUGCGGGACCUGUACAGGCUUCAGUCAGCGGAGGAGGAGGAUGAACUACACGAUAUCAGCAUGGAGUACCCGGAGAGACCGACCAGCCGGGCUAACACCGUGAGGAGCUUCCAUCAUGAGGAGCAUUUGGAGAAUCUACCAAGCACAGCAGAAAAUGGAAAUUUCCGUUUUGUGUUCAACCUCAGCAGCAUUCCAGAGAAUGAGGUGAUUUCUUCAGCAGAACUAAGACUCUAUAGAGAACAAAUAGACCAUGGUCCAGCGUGGGAAGAGGGUUUCCACCGGAUAAAUAUAUAUGAAGUUAUGAAACCAAUAACAGCAAGUGGACACAUGAUAAGUAGGCUGCUGGACACACGGCUAAUCCACCACAAUGUGACACAGUGGGAAAGUUUUGAUGUAAGCCCUGCAAUUAUAAGGUGGACCCGGGAUAAACAGAUAAACCAUGGGCUUGCCAUUGAGGUUGUUCACCUCAACCAAACAAAAACUUAUCAGGGGAAGCAUGUAAGGAUAAGUCGAUCAUUAUUACCUCAAGAGGAUGCAGACUGGUCACAGAUGAGACCGCUUUUAAUUACAUUCAGCCAUGAUGGCAGGGGACAUGCACUGACCAGGAGGUCAAAAAGAAGUCCAAAACAGCAAAGACCCCGUAAAAAAAAUAAACAUUGCCGGAGGCAUUCUCUUUAUGUGGAUUUCAGCGAUGUUGGCUGGAAUGACUGGAUUGUGGCACCUCCUGGAUACCAGGCUUUUUACUGCCAUGGAGAUUGUCCAUUUCCCUUGGCUGAUCACCUAAACUCAACUAACCAUGCUAUUGUACAAACUCUGGUAAACUCUGUUAACUCAAGCAUCCCAAAAGCGUGUUGCGUCCCCACAGAUCUGAGUGCUAUCUCCAUGCUUUAUUUGGAUGAAUAUGACAAAGUCGUCCUUAAAAACUAUCAGGAGAUGGUGGUGGAAGGGUGUGGGUGCCGUUAAGUCUGAGACCCAAACAAAAGACUGUUAAGGGCUGGACUUCUUUCCACUGAACAUUCACCUUGACCUUAUUUAUGACUUUUAUGUGCAAAUGUUUUGACAAUAUGAUCAUAUAUUUUGACAAAAUAUAUUUAUAACUACGUAUUAAAAGAAAAAAAAUAAAAUAAGUCAUUAUUUUAAACAUAAGCUACUUCUUUGUACAAUGUGUUUAUAAAUGUACAUUAGGAUGAAUAUGGAUUUAUAUGGGAAUAGAGUAUUUUUUCUAUAAAUUACCUUGUGUUAAUAUUUAUUGGCAAUAUGGCUUAAAACCCCUGCCCCCCUGUAAAUGAAUGUAAAUUAAGCUGAGGCAUAUUGCUGUCUGCAUGUCAGUUGAAUUUAAAUUCCCUACUUCUGGGAAUAGAACUACUUGACUUGCUAACCUGUGUGUGUGUUUAUUUUUUCAAAUUCAUUUGCAUGGAGACUCUGAAACACCUAUGUUGUUAUGCUAAAGUCUGUCAUACCUCCCACCCUCCUGUUGUAUAGCCUAAGUUCAAAGCUAUGCAUAGUUUUUUUUUUUUUAAAACAGAGGUUAGCAAAAGGGCUGUUAAGUAGCGAAGUACUUUGGAAAAUAAUUUUUCUUUAAACAUCAAAGGUUACAGGAUUCUUUUGAAGGUUAAAACACAUUAAAAAUGCACAUAGACUUGACAAGUGAUAUGUUUAAAAUUGACAGAUGUUUUUAUUUGUAUUUUUUUACCAUAAAAAAAAAUCUAGAAAUUUCAAAUAAAUCUGAUCUUAUUUUCCAAAAGCAAGUAAGAAAUUCAUUUUGCGUUGGCAAUUUUUCUUUAUUUUUUGGGGGGGCUUGGAAGUUAUCCAAAAAUGUUCUGUCCCUAAGCUCUUGUGUAGGAAGUAUAGGGAAAAUAUUUCUACAUUUGUUUGUCAAUUAUUAAACUUCUCUAAACCUUAGAAACUAAAAAAGGGACAGCUUAGCUGAAACCAAUAAAAACUGCUAAGUGGAAAGUUUGCCAAAGCCUCAGCUUCCUGGAGAGUGCAGGUGGAGCGACCAGAUUAGAGCCUCAGGCUAACAGGACUGCCUGCUGCUUUUGUGUUGUAACUCUUCAGAAAGGGCCCUUUUAACUGUAUUGAGCUUAAAUAAAUUGUUUUAAAACAGA
Xenopus tropicalis (tropical clawed frog) is the source of this 3325-nucleotide messenger RNA. RefSeq names its product bone morphogenetic protein 4 (gene bmp4). The record is from RefSeq and is a predicted model, not a curated record. Gene Ontology annotation, molecular function: growth factor activity. Lineage: Eukaryota; Metazoa; Chordata; Amphibia; Anura; Pipidae. The transcript has 3 exons. Gene Ontology annotation, cellular component: extracellular region. The coding region runs from base 978 to 2180 and encodes 400 amino acids. Gene Ontology annotation, biological process: regulation of cell communication; positive regulation of DNA-templated transcription; positive regulation of developmental process.